Theileria equi strain WA is the source of this 1674-nucleotide messenger RNA. RefSeq lists its product as hypothetical. Gene Ontology annotation, molecular function: DNA-binding transcription factor activity. Bases 1 to 1674 code for a protein of 557 amino acids. The transcript has a single exon. The record is from RefSeq and is a predicted model, not a curated record. Gene Ontology annotation, biological process: regulation of DNA-templated transcription. NCBI's taxonomy places the organism in Eukaryota, Apicomplexa, Aconoidasida, Piroplasmida, Theileriidae.
AUGAAGUAUGCUGGCGUAAAUGAUACACAUUCUUCCCGGGAAAACCAUAACAGGGCCCUUGACGAAUUUAUUCCAAGCGGAGGCCAUGCGAUGCAAAAGAAAGAACAACUGGAAUUUCAAAACUAUAAACAAUACGGAAAUUCAAAUGUGUAUAGGACAAACCUGAAGCCAACACAAAUUGAAACUACUGUACCAACUUAUUCUCCCUAUAAUUAUGAUAGGACAAGUCAUUUCUAUGUAAGUUACCUGAGGAAUUAUCCCCAUCAUUUUAAUGUAAUACAAGAUGCCAGAAGGGAUACAUUUGAGGUUAAUGCCGAAAAUCGAUACUUCAAGCCGUUAUCUGUAGUGCAUGGGCUACCGAGAUUCUCCAAUAGUUACAGGGCAGUACCAUAUAAUCAGAUAAAUACCACUAAUGUCCCACAUAUUGAAAAGUUUCACGUUGAGAAUGAUCCAAUAUUUUGUGAUAACCAAAAGGAAGUUGUAGAUACCAGGUUUACAACAGGGGAUUCUAAUCACUUUUUCCAGUCUAAUAACCACCCUACGGAAUUUAGUUUGGAAAUAAAGGAUGGACAAGACUUGGAAACAGAAUUCGCGGAUCCGGGCUUUUAUUUGCAAAGCGAAUUUGGUGGAUCAGUAGAUCAUCCAAGCGAACUUAAAAUCAACAGCCUUACAGAUGACUAUGCUUCUAAGAGUAGCUGCAAAUUGGGUGCUCCUGAAAAUGGCAGAAUUUCCGAAGAACUAAGAAAGGCAUAUAUACAACAAUCCAAAUUGUUGCCAAAAAUUCGUGGUGUCUGGUUUAAUUCAACAAUUAGACGUAUGGGUUGGGUAGGUCAGGCUUAUAAAAAAUGCAAACGCAUAGAAAAGAUAUUUUCUAUUAGCAAACAUGGUUUUGAGGGGGCUAGGCAAUUGGCAAUCGCGUUUAGAAAUUCACAAAAACCCACAAAUAAAUGCAUUGAUGACGAUGUUACGAUUCCUGAUGAGGAUGUUUUCAGUGAAACAAACAUAAAAGACGUUAUUAAACCGAUAUCGGAGUUGAUAAUUGAGGAAAAACAUACAUCAGAUACUUCAACUAUAUCUGAUAAUGUAACUGAAUAUAGCAAGAGUAUUCAAGUGUACGAUGGAGAAGUACAAGAUACAGUCGAUAACGAAAGUAUAGAAGAUGAAAACACUGAUGAUGAAAUAAUACCAGAGGAUGAAAUACCCAUAGAUAUGGAAUAUUACAACGAGCUUCUUCAAAAAUACAAAACACACUUGUCAGGCCAAGAAAAAACUUUACGUGAUCACAUUUGUAAGGAAACACUCUUAUUCAUGUUGUACGAACUUGAAGCAUUAGUAGAGUUAGACAUACCUGUUCCGCCAAUAAGCAAGGAUGCGUGCAGAAAGGGAAUUAAAUACCACAUUUCAUCCUUGGAGGGUACCAAAUCCAAGGAAGAUAUUUUACCCUAUGUAAAUGCAAUAGGCCAUUACGUAUGUAGAGGGAUAAUGCCUACAGAUAUGGCAUUCUCUGAGCUAUAUACCCUUUUGCUGACAUUCUCACAUUGCAAACCAUUAAAGAUGGAUUUUACCGAUUCUAAUGACCAGUCUCAUGUCUUCGCAGAGUUGAGAGAGUUUGUAAGCAUCGCGGAUUUCAUAAAGACAGACAACAAUCAGCAGGAGUCUAUAAUCGCCAACUAG